AUGCCGCCGCCGUCGACGUCCUCGGCAAGUGGGCUGUGUUUCACUGCCGGGGCCAGAAGAGGGGGGGAAGGCGGCGGGCGGAGCGCUGCUGGCGCGGGGAAGGGGGAAUGCGCGAUGUCUCCCGUGGAGCAGGAGCUGGGGGUUGAAGAAGGGGAUCUUCGUAAAGGUGGGGCAACCGCUGGCUUCGCAGGUGCUGGUGCGGUAGGUGAUGCUGGCCUCACUGCGUGGUUGGCAGAUGACCGCGCCAGCGUGACGCGAGAGCAACCGCGGGGGAGGAGAGGGGAUGAUAAGACCUGCGUCGGGCAGCCCCGGCUGGAGGACGAGGAGAAGGAAGAGGAGUCCGAAAAGCAUCCGGUGCCGUUGCUGUCGUCGGCUACGCAAAGAACACCGUUGCAGCCGUGGCUGCUUGAACGACCGCAGCAAUGGCUGCUGCAGCAGCAGCAACAACAACAGCAGCGGCAGCUGCUGCAGCAACAGCGACAGCCAAAGCAGCCGGGGGAGCAGGAGGUGCAAGAAGGCGAUAUGGCGGAAGCGGCGGGCGGCGUGGAAGGCUUCGGCGAGGACGUGUCUACAGAUGAGGCUUUCCUGGACUGGGCAGAUGUGCUUGCAGGCUCCCCCAGCCCCCCAGCGCUGAACGAUAGCACCCUCCCGGAAGUAUACGUUCAGGGGUUAGACACGAGUGUAGGUGGGAGCAGUGCGGCCACCGUAGAGACGGCGGCGGGGGGGCUGCUGAGCGUGCCCGAACGCCCGCGGUCUGUGUCGCACUCUGUGGUUAGUAUCGGUUCGGACGGGUCCUGGAGGCCGGCUACCGAAAGGACCGGCCUUGACCUGGGAGCCCUUCGUGAGGAGGCCCCGGUCAAUGGUGGCCGACCACGACUGGGGGACGGACCAGGAGGAAGGUGGGGUGGAAGCGAGAGUCAUCACCACCGGCACCGCCUCACCCAAGACAUGUCGGCGGACGGGGGGGCAAGGUCGGUGUCCGACAGCGCACUCUGCGUCACCGCGCCCUCCGUCCGGCGCACGUUGCCAGGGGAGGGCACGGCCUGGGACCUCCUCUUCACCCGUUGUGCGGAAAGGACCCCGCCGGUUAUCGGCACGGGGGGAUUGUCGUCGACCGCGGACACGCGGAGGGCGCCGGCUCAAGGCGUGCUGACUGCUGCUGCCGGUGGUUCGCCGGGAAUGUGUGAACUCUCCGGAGCGGACGGGGGGGAGGGCGUGGGUGCGUCGACGCAGCAGCAAGGGCAGCCGCCGCUGCCUUUGGGCGUGGAUUUCAGCGACUUGCUCUUGACACCCGAAGAAUUGUUCCGUCCUCCUCCCGCUCUGGCUGCAACGGCAGCGGCAGCAGUCGGCGGCGGCGGCGGCGGCGGCGGCGGCGGCGCGAGCAGCAGCAGCGGUAACCUCUUGACGAUGCAGACGCUCGGGAUGUUCAACCCGACGCUGCUGAGCGAUCUCCCGUGGGCCAACUACGGAGUCAGCGGCGGCAACUGCGACGCGUUUCGCGACCCCGCUGCGGGGGUCGCCCCUGCCGCUGCUGCGGCCACCGGCGGCGGUGGCGGGAUUGGUGGAAUGUUGCACAGCGGCAGCUGGGCUUCGGCAGCUCCCUCCACUGGCCUCGCGGAACUAGGCCAGCAAUCCAGAGGGGGUGACGAGACAGCGUCUGGAGCUCCGCCGCACCACAAGAAUUUAGGCGGCGUGACCGGCCCCAGGGGAGGGUUAUCGGCAGCGGCGUCUGCCGCAUCGACCGCCAUGGACCUGUCGGCAGAUGGGAACGACUUGACCGGCUGCCAGCUGGGCGGAGCGUGGCCUGUGCAGGGGGAUAUGCUCUUCUCCAGGAUACCGUUGGACGCGGAGGCGGAGAUUGGGUCCACAAAUAGAGGCUUGGGGGAUGCGUGGGGUGGCGGUGGCGACAUGCCGGGCGGCGAUUUGAGGAAUACCUCUGGCCAUCUCGGCCAGUCGCUGAGCGAUUUCAGCUCUGCACCAAACGGCUUGGGCUAGGAGGCCGUUCCCAAGAGCAGGUAGGUCAUCAGCGGCAUUAGCGGCCGUCAGUGCAACAAGGAUCACCACUAGUAGAAGCAGCCUAGAGGUCUGACACGAACAACUUGAGGAUUAGUCAUACAUGUCCCCUGAGGUGGCUUCAAGAGAGGUGGUGUCGUGUCGCGGAACCUUCCAUGGCGUUUAUUCGCACCCUACACUCCGUCGCCCGGAUGCUCGCUAGCGCGAAUACGAUACGGCGAUCCACGAUUUGGUCCAUGUUGACACGGGUUGUGCAUAGUUGUGCUCGGAUCUUGGUACCACAGACAUGACAUGGGGGGAGGGGGGAGGGGGGAGAGGGAGAGAUAUAUUCAGUCCAGCUGUAGAUAGGGCAGUGGUGGUGAUGUUGGGACUCUGCCGUUGGGCAUGAGCACAAGUGUAUUGGUCGGCGACAGCAGUGGUCUUGGUGUGAUUUUGAACGGCAGGCGUCCAACUGAGAUUGCGACCAUUCUAUUUCUUGAGGUAUGUUUUAGGGCACGCACGAUUUGUUCGAGCCAAAGCAUGCGUGUGCCUGUCUGUGCGUGUGUGUUUGUGUGUGUGUUGUUUUUCUUCUUUUUUUGCGCGACACGACAUGUGUACAUCGGGAGAAUUUCUUGGGAGUGUCGGCAGUAGGCAAGAUAGACGCUUCUUGGAAGUGCCGGUUGGGCGUAGGCUUUGGGGCUUCCAUCGCUUUGGACGCAAAACAGCACACACGUGAGAUGAUCGAUGUUUGACAACACUCGGAGUCCUUGCUCGUAGGAAGGUUGUCACAGUGAACCUUUAUGGCACAUUUCACUCUUUCCUUCGCGUUUUAUUUGGUGGAUUACCUCCAUCAUCAAUUGGUAUAGUAAAUGUCGCGAAGAUGACAUGUCUUGGGAAACGGUGGGCACUGAAGUCGCUGUGAGGGAAAAGCAGGUUGCGUGGAAACGGCGCGGAUUUCCCUUCACUGGUGUAGAGUUAAGGCAGCCGUUUCUUGACACGAGGUCAUAUGAUACCCUCGAUGUGCAUGGGUCGAGAACGACGUGCCCAGUUUGCUCAUGAAUUAUGUGGUGAGAAUGGUGAUCGGCAGUGGGAGACACUCCCUUCUAUGAUCUUGCACGAGGUCGCUAAGAGCGGUACAGACCCUUCGUGCGGGUUCUCCCGCUAUUAAACAAGUUCAAGUGUAGAUUUCAUUCCUCAAUUUUUGCCUUCCAGGCGUACAAUAGUAGAAGUCGGGUGGCUGUCGCCUUCUUUUUUUCGGGAUUUUCUUUCACAAAUGACUGUGGCUCGCUAGCUUGGCAUGCAGGGUGUUGGCUGUUGCUCGUGAUCGAGAUCGAAAUGAUGCAUUUCAAGGAAAGUUUGAAUGGUAUUGUGCCGCAUCACUGCGUGUCUUGAAUGAAAUUGGGUGCGAUCUGGCAGCAGCGCUGCCGCUGCUACGUCUUGUGUGCGAGCUGCUGCUGCUAGUCUAGUCUGCUGUUCUGUCGGGUCCCGUGCUCAUGACUUGCUUUGUUUUCGUUCGGUUUUUGCUCUCGUCUCAUCGCUAGGAGAAGGUCGGCCGUCGGUACGAGAUGAUGAGUAUUAACGAGACAAUUGUGGCAUUCGGGAGGAUGUGAUCCCAAUUACUUCAUAUUUUUCCCAUUUUUCUUGUAUGCUUGUUUCAUCUAUAACAAUUAUAAUGUAGUGACUCACGUGCGAAGCCGCCAUGUCACGACAUUUUAUCUGGACUUUCUUUACGAUGUACCGU
Molecule: messenger RNA, 3733 nt
Organism: Ectocarpus sp. CCAP 1310/34
Lineage: Eukaryota; Phaeophyceae; Ectocarpales; Ectocarpaceae
Source: the annotation of a GenBank genome assembly